Vicugna pacos (alpaca) is the source of this 1709-nucleotide messenger RNA. Its product is annotated as keratin-associated protein 9-3-like. Gene Ontology annotation, cellular component: keratin filament. Lineage: Eukaryota; Metazoa; Chordata; Mammalia; Artiodactyla; Camelidae. The record is from RefSeq and is a predicted model, not a curated record.
CCAGAUGUAGAAGGUGAAGCCAAAACUCAGAAACUUCUCUUAACAAACCAACUCUCAGCCCAACUCUUGAUACCAUGGCCUGCUGUUCCACCAGCUUCAACGGAUUUCCCAUCUGUUCUACUGGUGGGAACUGUGGCUCCAGCUGCUGCCAGCCAACCUGCUCCCAGACCAGCUGCUGCCAGCCAACUUGCGGCCAGCCAACCUGCUCCCAGACCAGCUGCUGCCAGCCAACUUGCUGCCAGACCAGCAGCUGUGAGACUGGCUGUGGCAUUGGUGGUAGCAUUGGCUGUGGCCAGGAGGGUGGCAGCGGAGCUCUGAGCUGCCGCACCAGGUGGUGCCGCCCUGACUGCCGCGUGGAGGGCACCUGCCUGCCUCCCUGCUGUGUGGUGAGCUGCACCCCACCAACCUGCUGCCAGCUGUACCUCGCCCAGGCCUCCUGCUGCCGCCCAUCCUACUGUGGACAGUCCUGCUGCCGCCCAGCCUGCUGCCUCUGCUGUGAGCCCACCUGCUGUGAACCCACCUGUCAGCUGGCCCAGACAUAUAAAAGGCCUGACACAGAAGUCACCAUCAAAAGUCCUCCAAGCAUUCCAACUCUCAGCCCAACUCUUGAUACCAUGGCCUGCUGUUCCACCAGCUUCAACGGAUUUCCCAUCUGUUCUACUGGUGGGAACUGUGGCUCCAGCUGCUGCCAGCCAACCUGCUCCCAGACCAGCUGCAGCCAGCCAACCUGCUCCCAGACCAGCUGCUGCCAGCCAACUUGCUGCCAGCCAACCUGCUGCCAGACCAGCUGCUGCCAGCCAACUUGCCGCCAGACCAGCAGCUGUGAGACUGGCUGUGGCAUUGGUGGUAGCAUUGGCUGUGGCCAGGAGGGUGGCAGCGGAGCUCUGAGCUGCCGCACCAGGUGGUGCCACCCUGACUGCCGCGUGGAGGGCACCUGCCUGCCUCCCUGCUGCGUGGUGAGCUGCACCCCACCAACCUGCUGCCAGCUGUACCUCGCCCAGGCCUCCUGCUGCCGCCCAUCCUACUGUGGACAGUCCUGCUGCCGUCCAGCCUGCUGCUUCUGCUGUGAGCCCACCUGCUGCGAGCCCACCUGCUAAAAACCAGGUUACUCAUUUUCAGUUGCUCAGGAUACAGCAUCUCUGAACAAUUUAUCCCCUCAACCACCCAUGGACCACAGUGAAAGUUCUUAAACAUCCAUUUGGACUUUUGUUAUGGGAGCUACCAAAUGUAUGAGUUUUAUCUGAUUUCAUCCUGCAGUGAAUAUCUUGACUUUCCACUGUGGACACAGAAAUGUUGCAAACCCACCUGCUGAUCAUCAAAUUGCUCUGGAUAUACUAUUUCUGACUUUCUUGCCAGGUUCAAAAUUGCUGACAUAGUGUGGAGUUUAUCCUUGUGAACUGUCCACAAGUCUAAUUCCCCCUGCUUUAUGAUCUAUUUUUAACUUCUUUUUACCUGAAAAUUUUUUCCAUCAUCAAAAGCAACAGAGUAUAGCCACAUAACAUCUUCAGACAUCACCAGCAAGAAAUAGAAGCUCUUCACCCAACAUUCAGCCUCUAAGAAGGAGCCUAGACUCAUCCAUAUUUCAACUUCUGAUUCCAUCUCCCUUUUUUUGGAUCAUAAGGAUCAUGCCUGUCGGCUAUUUCAAUUAGAAUCUGUGAUACAGUAUCUUCUGUCAUUUCUUAAUAAAUGUUAUAUGCUGGGCAAGGAAA